Marchantia polymorpha subsp. ruderalis is the source of this 2451-nucleotide messenger RNA. The record is from the annotation of a GenBank genome assembly. NCBI's taxonomy places the organism in Eukaryota, Viridiplantae, Streptophyta, Marchantiopsida, Marchantiales, Marchantiaceae.
GAACAUUGAUUGUUGGUAUUCCGAGGCACUCGGUUUCGUACAUCCGAGUCAAGUGCUCACGAUUCCAAGAACCUGCAAGUCGAUGGAAAAGUUUCUUUGAAUAUUCUGCCCUCGAUCCGAUUGAUGACAAUUGACCGGCAUUCUGGUUGCCAGUGUCAACGAUGGACUACAAUCGCCGUAUGCUGUGUGAAUUGUGGAGUAUUUUUGGGAAACACGAGCGGCAUCACAGCGCACUAUAUUCAUGGAAAAUGUUAAUCUGCGGCGGCCCGGUCAACACGGUACCACCUUGCAUGUAACAUAAGUAAGAAAAUGUUUAGUGUUGGACCUUCCGAGUGCCGUGGAGUUCCUGUUGCCUGUGUUGCAAAUAAGCUAUGGUAUAGAUCGCAAUUUGUCAAUGUUAUUGGAGUUCGACUCUUGUCUGCACUCGGCUCGCUUCUGCUUUGGUGGUGCCCAAUUUUGACUCGGCAGACGAUUUGCCUUCAAUGGAUAUUUCAGACAUUUGAGGAUGCCUUCGACAAAUAAUAUUCUUUGGCAUGAGGUUUAGCUCCGAAUGACAAACAUGGCAAAUGCAAUCUUGAGCAAGAGGAUGAUGAGAUUAAUGAGGAUGAGGAUGAGAGUUGGGAAUGAGAUUGGCCGGAACUCUUUGCCAGCAUACAACGGGAAACAAGUUGAUCCUGAGGUCGACAAGCUGUUUACGCAGCAGAUGCCACCUACACCUAAAGCAUCGCAGAGUCUUCAUGGGGGCUCCAAGUCUGAAGCAUCUCUUUUUCUGUCAGACAACUCCAAAAGGGCCUUGGAGAAGAUUCGAGAUCUGAUGCGUGACGCCAUUCAAAUGAAGAAAAAUGAAUUACCUGAUUUGACUCUAUCUAAACUUCGUGAGGAGUAUCUGAAACUGGAUUGGGAAAGUCGUCAGAGAGCACUGCUGGUGCUCGCAACCCAGUUUGGGGUUGACAGGAAACGUGUACAUGAUCUUAUAAGUCAUUACGAAAGCUUGAGUACGGAUGGUGGGGAAGAAAGUGACGCUGCUGAGGCUGCGCGCUAUCGUACCGAGCAUGAUUUGCGCUCUGCACUCAUGCCUCUUUCAGCACGAUUGUUUGAGCAGAUGAAUGGGCAAGCUGGUGGUUUGAAGUUCUUAGUGGACCUCCGUGCAGACUUAAUUGCCACUGUCAAAGAAAAGAACCUCGCAGCGCUCCGUGCACUAGAUUCAGAGCUUAAAGGGAUGUUCGCAACAUGGUUGGGACCUGCGUGCUUGGAAUUGCAGCAGAUUACCUGGGCUAAUUCGGCAGCUUUAUUGGAGAGGAUUGUCGUUUACGAGGCCGUCCACCCAAUCAGCAAUCUUUAUGACUUGAAACGAAGACUUGGUGUUGGUCGGCGCUGUUAUGGAUAUUUUCACCCUGCUAUCCCAGGUGAGCCUCUUGUGUUUAUCGAGGUGGCACUUACGAAUGAGAUUGUUGGAUCCAUACAGAAUGUUCUAUUUGAGGAGCCUCCCAUAGCAGAAGAAGAGGCAACAACAGCCAUUUUCUACUCGAUAUCAUCUACACAGACAGGUCUUGCAGGUAUAGAUUUAGGCCAUUUCCUUAUCAAGCGCGUUGUGAGACUAUUACGACAGGAGAUUCCCAACAUCCAGACGUUUGUGACGUUAAGUCCAAUUCCAGGAUUUCUGAAAUGGCUCUUACCGAAAUUGAAGUUGCAAAUAAGAUACGCUCAAGUCGGAGCAGAAGAUAUUAUAGAAAUGAGUGACCCUCCAUCAACUACCUUCAAAGAGAAUUUGUUGUUGCCCGAGGAGGAGAGUAAUCUAGUCGAGGCAUGCGGGAAGGACAAGGAAAGUAUUUCGGGGAUGCAGAUUUUGCACGAUCUGCUAACUUCUUCAGAUCACGAGUGGGCGAAGUCAGCCAAGUUGGUAGAGGUCUUACGGGCACCCCUUAUGAGAUUGUGUGCCAGGUAUCUUAUUGUUGAGAAGAAACGAGGUCGGGCCUUGGAUCAAGUAACAAAUUUUCAUGUCCGCAACGGAGCUAGCGUGGAGCGGUUGAACUGGAUGGGUGAUACGUCAAUCAAGGGUUUAGAAACAAGUGCUGGCAUUAUGGUGAACUACAUUUACAGGUUGGAGAAUAUAGAUACGAAUAAUCAGGCUUAUUUGAACAAAGGCAUCAUUGCUGCAUCGCCUGCCAUAGAGCAAUAUCUGCAGUCUCGCCUGUAAGGGGCAAUAUAUAGAGUAAGCUUGAGUGUGGGGCAGUUGUUUCUCAUCUCCGAUAGUAAUUUUACCGAGUACGAGCACCCUGCGCACAUUGUACAUUGGACAUUUCUUGCAAGUUGUUUUAUAAAUUUGUCAUUUUCGAUGAAAAUUCUUAUAAAUGAAGAAAGAACGGCUUGCAAAUGGAUCACAAGGCUUCUCUCAGCUAUUCUACCUUGAAUGGUGAUUUGUUACCCGAACAUGAAGCAGCAAGUGUAAGG